Molecule: messenger RNA, 2062 nt
Organism: Solanum lycopersicum (tomato)
Lineage: Eukaryota; Viridiplantae; Streptophyta; Magnoliopsida; Solanales; Solanaceae
Source: RefSeq, a predicted model, not a curated record
CCACAAGGGAUCUUUGCUGGGCUGUAAGUCUCAUGAUUUCAUGUAAUUUGAGUGUGUCUCUGAGAUUUCGGACAUAGGUUGAGGGGAUAUUUGUGCAUUAUCCCUUUAUUAUAUAUGCAGGUUUAAUGUUCUUGUACCAGAAAGCGAGAAUUCUCAUCUAGGACAAUUUGGAACUACCGUAGUCAAUGCUAACUGUAUCGGAUGUGGAGAGUUAAUCGGGUGGAAAAUUAUUGCAGUCACCCGACAGAACAUGUAUGUUAGAGAAGGAAGAUUCUUUAUGAACUUGGACAAGCUUAGUUUAUGGAAUGAUGUACCGUUGCUUCAUUUAAAUGGGCUACAAGAUUUAGGCGUUAAUGAGGAAAAUGCAGAUCAACAUGGAGACCCCAAUGAACAAAAUGUUGAUCAAGAUGGAGACACUAAUGAGCAAAAUGUUGAUCAAGAUGGGGACACUAAUGAACAUGCUCCUAAUGAACAAGGGGGCGCUAAUAAGCAAAAUGCUGAUCAAGACAAAGACACAAAUGAAGAUGUGGGGAUUAAUCAGUAUACUUUUACUGAUCUCUUGAUGCAUUUCAUCUGUCAAAAUGCUAAUCAGGGUGGAGGAGGCGGUAAUGAACAAAAUUAUGAUCAAGAUGGAAGCGGUAAUGAACAGGUUCAUAAUGAACAAGAUGUGGGCACUAAUGAGAAAAGUGCUGAUCAAGAUGGAGACACAACUGAUGGGGAUGCUAAUGAUCAAGAUAGAGAUGCUACUGAUGGAGACGUUAAUGAGCAAAAUGUUGAUCAAGAUGGAGACACUAAUGAACACGCUCCUAAUGAACAAGGGGUCGCUAAUGAGCAAAAUGUUGAUCAAGACAAAGACACAAAUGAAGAUGUGGGGAUUAAUCAGUAUAAUUUUACAAAUCUCUUGAUGCAUUUCAUCUGUCAAAGUGCUAAUCAGGGUGAAGGAGGCGGUAAUGAACAGAAUCGUGAUCAAGAUGGAGGUGGUAAUGAACAGGUUAAUAAAGAACAAGACGUGGGCGCUAAUGAGAAAAGUGCUGAUCAAGAUGGAGACUCAACUGAUCAAGAUGCAGAGACAACUGAUCGAGAUGGAGAUGAUGCAACUGAUCAAGAUGGAGAUGCUACUGAUUGAGAUGGAGGUGCUCCCAAUGAUCUGAAUGAAGAUAUAAACCAACUAAUCUACUGGAAUUUGCAAAGCCACACAGAAGGAGGUCAUCUUGAUUUCGUGUUUUCUCCCCUUCAUCUGAAAUCUGUGAAAUUGAACAAAUGUAAUUCGUUUCUUCCUUUUUUUCAAGAGGCUAUUGCAAUGUAGAUAUAUACAAUUGAUGUCAUUUUGUCAAGAUGUUCUUAUUGAAACGAUCCUCAAAAUUUUAAUCAAGUGUGUUAGACAAUCGUGAUAACCACAUAACUUCUCUUCCACAAUCUCAUGUGAAUUUACUUUACUAUAUCUAAUAGUAAUUGAUCUAGUUACACGAAUUCUCCUGAUAUUUUCGAUCUUGGUUUAUAACUUCUGUUGAGACCAAAAGCCUCAUUAACACAAAUUGUUUCACACCAAAAGUAAUUUAAAAAAAGAUGAUGCUUUUAGAUAUUAGUUGAUUUAUAAUGUUUGGCCAGAUACAUCUAUAAGUCCAAUGGUAUCAUUACUUCAAGAUGAGAAAUCAUUUAUGCUUGCAUAUAGUAACCAAGAACAGGGUCACAAGAUACAGAGAUGGAAACAAAAAAGCUCGAGUUUUGCAACAAGUUUACUGUUUGCUUUAUAUUAUUCAUUUCACAGGAGUUAAACCAUGAUGAAGACCUAAUGUGAUAUGAGUGAUAAAAUUAACUAAAAUUUCAGAUGUAGUCAUAUCUCUUGCUCAACUCAGCAAAUAAACUUCAUUACACAACAUAUGCAAUUCAAAAUCCACAAUCAAGAAAAGACGUAAUUAGCUGCAAAUACACGAUGUAAUUUCUGGAAAGGUGAACUUGAUUCCUUGAAUAUUAACAAAAUAUAGAGCUUACGAACAAGAUCCAAAACAAGGCUACAGAGAAUUAAAAUUCACAGCAGUCACAAAAGCUAUGUAAAUUAAAA